GCGUCGAUAAAAAUAGUACGGGGAAUUUCCACACAUACAAUCGUUUUGGUAUGAACCAAUAUACAGAAACUGCAAUAUUUUCGUGUGACAACACAUUUUCUUGAUGUGAAUCAUGGACAGAGAAGACCGUAGACGAUUCUUUGUCAUUGGGUCUGUGUUUCUAGAAGUUGUUACUCCUGUGUUUAGAAGACAACUAGAGAACAACUUUACAAAAGCUGGAUUCAGUUGCUUGCAUGAUUUCCUAAACAACCAACCAGUAGUUCACACUUUGUUCCAUUUAAAUCACAGAUAUACAUGGUACUGCUGUGUAGAUAGCACAAACUGCAUAGCCAGACAAAAACUUCCACUAAACAACUAUCAAUGGAACCUGUUGUAUACAGAGAACCCUGGACCAGGUAAACACCACUGUCACUGUAAAUAUACAGCUAAACCCGUACAACUUACUGAUCUUGAUAUCACCUUGAUGGGAUUCAUCCUUGUCAACUGCUUCACCUUAAGACCACCCGAAGAGCAGGCAGUCAAGUCUCUUAGGCAGUACAAAAAUGAUUAUCUUAGCCACAACACAAACGGCGGUAUAACUGAGCCAAAGUACAAUUCACUGUGGCCAGAUCUGACCUAUUAUAUCCUCCAGCUUGACCCCUCCAGACAGAGUGACCUUGAUGAAAUGAAAAACAGACCUCUUGAUGAACAACUGUGUCAACAAUACUACAUUCACCUGUCAGAUCUAAACAAGAGAUUUGAGGAAUUUGAAGUUUACCUAAAAGAGACAAAUACAUCUGUACAAGGUAUGAGAACGGAUGUCCAUGGCAUUAGUACUGCAUUACAGGGUAUAGGAUGGAAUAUUCAUGGAAUAGGUGGAUCAGUACAAGCGGUAAACAACAGACUUCAAUGCAUAGAUGGAUCAGUACAAAUGGUUAACACUACCCUACAAGGCAUGGGUGGAUCAGUACAAGGGGUAAACACUACUCUUCAAGAAAUGAACUCAUCUAUACAGACAGCUGUUCAAGAAAUUCCUCUGAUAAAUGAUGCAUUACAGAAACUUCUAUGUUAUGCUGAAAAACGAGAAUCAAGAGAAAAUAUUGAUAUCCAUAGACGAGAAAGAAAAUCAUACACAAUAGGACAAGAUAUCUUCUAUCAACAUUAUCAAUAUACUACAGAAUCAAGAUUUUAUACCUCUUUGAGCAAAGCUGUGAUUACAGAUGAUGGACAAAUAGCUUAUAUACGAUUGGGGUGUAGUUCACUAAAGAUUUAUAAUAUAGAUAGUUCACCUGUUGGUACAAUACAAUUACGGGGUCAGCCAUUGGAUAUCACUGUAGUUAUCAACUCUACAGUAGCUGUUACAAAUCCUAACGGUCACAGUAUAGAUAUAUGGGACAUACACAAUAAACAGAAAGAGAAAUCAAUACAAUUAUCUACGACAUGCCGUGGCAUCACAACUAUAAACAACAAGUUAGUGGUAGGCUGUCCUGGAAGAUUGUUGAUCAUAGAUCAUCAGACAGAAAAGGUGGAGAAGAGCAUUGAUAUUGGUGAUUGUGAUCCUAUCAGAUUGUGUGGUUCUGGUGAUGGUAUAUUUUACAGAAAUGAUUUUAAUCAUUACCUGUACCAUUACAAUCACUCUAAUAACAAGAUUUCCCAUGUAGAGUUAACAUCAGGGGUCUGGUGUAUGACCACACUAAAAGAUGGUAGUGUGUAUGGGUUAUGUAAGGAUGAACUAGUGCAUGUAUCAUCUGAUGCAAAGGAGUACAAAAAAGUUACUACAAAGGGUCUGUCAUUACUGGGAUGGAAAUAUGGAAUAAGUUAUAAUCCUGUACAAAAGAAACUGGUCGUUUUUAAUGAAGACUCAAUUACAGUGUUUAAUGAAUACUAAUAAAUAGAUUAUUUUAGUGCACUGAAAUGAAAUGUGAUUAAAUAACCUUGGGGUAAAUUUGGAACAUCACCUAGAAUCACAAAAAAAGUUUUCGCUUUAGAUCAGUUAAUUAUGUUAUCAUUAAUAUAUUAUUCUAGAAUAGACGAUAUUUUCAGACCUACAAAUAUAUUUGUUUUUGCAUAAUAUUUAACUUUUAAGAUUUUAAAAAUAUAUAUGAUUAUGAAUGAAAGUUGUGUUAUAUUUUAAUGAGACAACAACCCAAUAGCAAAAAUAAAAGACUUCAGGGGUAAACAAAUAUUUAUACAACUAAUGUCUGCAUGGGGUCUUAAAAGUUUAAUAUGGUAUAACUAUUACAAAUCUAUCUUUGCAAAACAUAACUCCAGUUUUAUCAAACUUGUGUGUUGAUGAUGUUAUUGUUUGAAAUGCGGUUUGAGAAAUUGCAAAUGUCACAAUAAAGAAAUUUAUGUAACAUUAUUAGUGUCUUUUAAAAUAUUU
Messenger RNA from Mytilus trossulus (common blue mussel), 2362 nucleotides. RefSeq lists its product as uncharacterized. Lineage: Eukaryota; Metazoa; Mollusca; Bivalvia; Mytilida; Mytilidae. Gene Ontology annotation, molecular function: protein binding. The record is from RefSeq and is a predicted model, not a curated record. The transcript is spliced from 5 exons. Bases 113 to 1867 code for a protein of 584 amino acids.